This is a messenger RNA of Eutrema salsugineum, 2046 nucleotides long. Its product is annotated as protein phosphatase 2C 56. Gene Ontology annotation, biological process: protein dephosphorylation. Gene Ontology annotation, molecular function: cation binding; protein serine/threonine phosphatase activity. The transcript has 4 exons. Lineage: Eukaryota; Viridiplantae; Streptophyta; Magnoliopsida; Brassicales; Brassicaceae. The record is from RefSeq and is a predicted model, not a curated record. Bases 482 to 1801 code for a protein of 439 amino acids.
UCUUUCUUUCUCGUUAUAUCUGUGAAGAAGCCACAAGAAGUUCUUUAGAAGAAGAAAGGAGAGUCUUCUUUCAACUUUUAGGUAGUUGAAUCCAGAAAUGGUUUUAGUUAGAAAUUAAUUGAAGAGAGAUAUUACAGAAUCUUUAAGGGGUCGUAACGAAUUACCCACAAUCCAGGAAACCCUGAAUUGAAAUUCAAUUCAUUAAUUUCUUUUCUUUUGCUCUGUGGUGAUUCUCCCGGGAAAAAUUUGGGUAUCUCUAUCUGAUUCUUGCGGUAGCCAAGGUUCCUUUUUUUGGGGGCAGUCAUGGGUUUCUUGUCUGCAUCGCUUCUAAUAAAGUAGUUCUCUUAAAUUUCUGUAGAAAUCUGUCGAAUUUUCAUUUUUCUUCCAUUAGAGCUCGUUUUAUAGAUCAACCAUCUUUACAACAAAAAAAAAGCUCAAAGCUUUGCAAAUUUCCGAGAAGUCAAGAGUUGAGAUUCCAUCAAUGGAGGAAAUAUCUCCGGCGGUUGCUAUACCUUUCAUGCCUUUCCCCGAAACCCAGAUGGAGUUCGCAGGGAUCAUGUUGGGUAAAGGUUAUUGCAACGGCCAAUACUCAACCCAAGAUUCCGAGAACGGCGAUUCAAGGGUUUCGUUACCGGAGACUUCGUGCUCUGUUUCUGGGUCUCAUGGAGCUGAAUCUAGGAAAGUUUUGUCCUCUCGGAUCAAUUCCCCUAACUUCAACAUGAAGAAGAAAUCAUCGUCGUCAUCGUCAGAUAUAGUCGCUGAUAUCGCCGCCGGAGGGGAGAUCAACGGAUCAGAUGAGAGAUCGACGGUUCAGAGCGAGAAGAAGAUGAUCAGCAGAACAGAGAGCAGGAGUCUGUUCGAAUUCAAGAGUGUGCCUUUAUACGGAGUGACUUCGAUCUGUGGAAGAAGACCGGAGAUGGAAGAUGCUGUCUCCACGAUACCUAGAUUCCUUCAAUCUCCGACUAAUUCUCUGUUAGAUGGUCGUUUCAAUCCCCAAACAACCGCUCAUUUCUUCGGUGUCUACGACGGCCAUGGCGGUUCUCAGGUAGCGAACUAUUGCAGAGAGAGGAUGCAUCUGGCUUUAGCGGAGGAGAUAGCCAAGGAGAAACCAAUGCUCUGCGACGGAGACACGUGGCAGGAGAAGUGGAAGAGGGCUUUGUUCAACUCGUUCCUCCGAGUUGACUCGGAGCUCGAGUCAGUCGCACCCGAAACGGUUGGGUCAACUUCGGUGGUCGCCGUCGUCUUCUCGACUCAUAUCUUCGUCGCUAACUGUGGCGACUCCAGAGCCGUUCUUUGCCGCGGCAAAACCGCGCUUCCUUUAUCCACUGACCACAAACCGGACAGAGAAGAUGAAGCGGCGAGGAUUGAGGCAGCCGGAGGAAAAGUGAUCCAGUGGAACGGAGCUCGUGUUUUCGGUGUUCUCGCCAUGUCAAGAUCCAUUGGCGAUAGAUACUUGAAACCGUCGAUCAUUCCCGAUCCGGAAGUGACGGCUGUGAGGAGAGUCAAAGAAGAUGACUGUCUGAUACUGGCCAGUGACGGAGUUUGGGAUGUAAUGACGGAUGAGGAAGCGUGUGAGAUGGCGCGGAAGCGGAUUCUGUUGUGGCACAAGAAGAACGCGGUGGCUGGAGAGGCGUCGUUGCUCACCGAUGAACGGAGAAAAGAAGGGAAAGAUCCGGCAGCGAUGUCUGCGGCUGAGUACUUGUCGAAGCUGGCGUUGCAGAGAGGAAGCAAAGACAACAUAAGUGUGGUGGUGGUUGAUUUGAAGCCUCAGAGGAAAUUCAAGAGCAAACCCUUGAGCUGAGGCAGAGGAUCCCUUUUUCUUUAUUAUUUUAAAAUUAUUAUGGGGUCUCUCAAGAAGUUAAUUUGUGCUUAUUUUUUUUAACUAACUUGCUACAUGAGAUAAUGUAGCGUAAAGUGUUAAGCUCUUUGUCUUAACUCUUUAACAAUAUAAAAGCCCCUUGUAUUUUUCCUCCCGGGCUUAUUGUAAUAUGGGUUACAAUAUACAUUUGUUUUUUGUCAACUUUACAAUAUACAUACAUUAAGAUC